AUGACUGAAGACCCGUCGAGCAAUGGCGCCGUCACUCCUCCCCGCAAGCCCAACGAGAGCUCGCUGUCGCUGACCGAGUACGCUGCCAAUCCCACCCCUCCCAACGAACCCGGAGAGCGCCCAUUCCCCCCGACCUUUGACAUUCCGGAGGACUUUAUCCUGCCCAAUGGCUAUCCCGAUUAUCUUCGCCUCAUUCUGACCUCCCGCGUCUACGACGUCGUGGAGGAGACGCCUCUCCAACAUGCCGUCAACUUGAGCAAUCGGCUAGAAUGCAGAGUUCUGCUGAAACGGGAGGAUUUGCAGCCCGUAUUUAGCUUCAAACUGCGGGGCGCGUACAACAAGAUGGCUCAUCUGCCCCCUGAGCAGCGGUGGAAGGGUGUCAUUGCAUGCUCUGCUGGCAACCACGCGCAAGGCGUGGCAUACUCCGCUCGGAAACUCAAUAUCCCCGCGACCAUCGUCAUGCCCGCGGGGACCCCGGCCAUCAAGCACCUCAAUGUGUCCCGACUAGGCGGGAACGUUGUGUUGCAUGGCAAUGACUUCGAUGCUGCCAAGGAAGAAGCGCACCGGCUGGAGAAGCUGUACAACCUCACCAGCAUUCCCCCGUUCGAUGAUCCCUACGUGAUCGCGGGUCAAGGGACCAUCGGGAUGGAAAUCCUGCGUCAGGCCAAGCUGCAGCACCUAGAGGCCGUCUUCUGCUGUGUCGGCGGUGGCGGGCUUAUCGCCGGCGUGGGUGCCUACAUCAAGCGCAUCGCGCCUCAUGUCAAGGUCAUUGGUGUCGAGGCCUUCGAUGCCAAUGCCAUGGCCCAGUCUCUGAAGGAGAACCGCAGGGUGACGCUGAAGGAAGUAGGCCUGUUCGCGGACGGGGCUGCCGUCAAGGCUGUCGGGGAGGAGACGUUCAGAAUCUGCCGGGAGGUCGUCGACGACGUCAUCCAGGUCACCACCGACGAGAUCUGCGCCGCCAUCAAGGACGCUUUCGAAGACACCAGGUCCGUCCUGGAACCGGCCGGCGCCCUGGCCCUUGCAGGUCUCAAGAAAUAUGUGGCAGACCAUCCCAACCCGAAUCCGAAGCGAGAGCUGGUGGCGGUGACCUCCGGGGCCAAUAUGGACUUUGACCGACUUCGAUUCGUCGCCGAACGGGCGGCACUCGGUGAAAGGAAGGAGGCCUUGCUGAGUGUCGCGAUCCCGGAACGGCAGGGUGCCUUUGCGGCCCUCAUCGACGUUCUGCGGCCCUAUCCCGUUACCUCCUUCCACUACCGCUACACGCGAGAAGACACGGCCCAUAUCCUGAUGAGCAUCUCCCUGUCCACGUCGACGGGUCGACAGGACCUCGCUGAGAUCUUCGAGGAACUCGAGAAGAACGGGAUGCGGGCAUCCGAUCUCAGCGACGACGAGUUCGCCAAGACGCAUGCGCGGUACCUGGUGGGCGGGCCCAGCGGCGUCAAGGACGAGCGCAUCUUCAUGUUCCAGUUUCCGGAACGGCAUGGCGCGCUGAUAAAGUUCCUGACCAACCUACGCCCGAGUCACAACAUCACUCUUUUCAACUACCGCAACUACGGCGGCGACGUCGGCCAGGUGUUGGCAGGCAUCCAAUGUCCUCCCGGGGAGGACAGCGAGCUCGACAGCUUCCUCAACGAUCUCGGAUAUCCGUACACGGAAUGCACCGAUAACCCAGUGUACAAGAUGUUUCUUCGAGACGAUUAA
Messenger RNA from Rasamsonia emersonii CBS 393.64, 1701 nucleotides. RefSeq names its product Threonine ammonia-lyase. The transcript is spliced from 3 exons. Gene Ontology annotation, molecular function: threonine deaminase activity; pyridoxal phosphate binding. The coding region runs from base 1 to 1701 and encodes 566 amino acids. The record is from RefSeq and is a predicted model, not a curated record. Lineage: Eukaryota; Fungi; Ascomycota; Eurotiomycetes; Eurotiales; Trichocomaceae. Gene Ontology annotation, biological process: L-threonine catabolic process.